GACCCUAACCCUAGACCCUAAAACCCUUUCUAAAACCAGUGGCCUCGGAACCAUCACGUGUGUCUCUGUGGCGGAGAUACACAACACGCGACUGAAUUCCGUGCUCUGUUUGAAUGCCGAGGGCGACUGCUAUGUGUUUGAUUUGCCCAACAUAUCAGCCACACCCACGUCAACUGAGCCAACCAGUGCCAUGCGCACACACUCACACCACACAGGCAACAGCCCCAGCGACCACAGCCCAGACCUACAGCCCAGGGACCAUGGGGACUCACCGUCUCCUUCCGAGUCGUGUGGGAUUGAGCUGACGGGCGGGCCAUCGCAGCACACGGUACAGCCCACGUACACAUACGCUGUGGUCACCAAUGCGUCGUGUGUGGCUGUGGGUGACAUCGACAACGACGGUCUCAACGAGCUGGUUGUGG
Sphaeroforma arctica JP610 is the source of this 422-nucleotide messenger RNA. RefSeq lists its product as hypothetical. The annotation marks the transcript as partial. Gene Ontology annotation, biological process: regulation of TOR signaling. NCBI's taxonomy places the organism in Eukaryota, Ichthyosporea, Ichthyophonida. The record is from RefSeq and is a predicted model, not a curated record. The transcript is spliced from 3 exons. Gene Ontology annotation, cellular component: KICSTOR complex.